Molecule: messenger RNA, 1329 nt
Organism: Pleurotus ostreatus (oyster mushroom)
Lineage: Eukaryota; Fungi; Basidiomycota; Agaricomycetes; Agaricales; Pleurotaceae
Exons: 2
Coding region: 1-1329 (442 amino acids)
Biological process (GO): regulation of cyclin-dependent protein serine/threonine kinase activity
Cellular component (GO): cyclin-dependent protein kinase holoenzyme complex; nucleus
Molecular function (GO): protein kinase binding; cyclin-dependent protein serine/threonine kinase regulator activity
Source: RefSeq, a predicted model, not a curated record
AUGAGCAAGCGCGUAUCGCUGGACAUGAUCAAGCAUAUUUCUCAGCAAGCUGCCAGUGUUAUCCGCAUCGAUGGCGAGUCGCCCAACCCGUCUCCGUCGACUAGUCUGCCAUCUCCACCUCAAACCCCAGUGAAGGAGGAUUCUGCAACAGCGCUUGGGCUCCCGACUCUGGACGACUUCAUUAUUAGGUUAGUAAAGGCGUCUAACGUGCAGGUCUCGACUCUUCUGUCGACCUUGGUGUUCUUGGAGCGGCUUCGAUCAAAGCUGCCACCGAUGGCUAAAGGUAUGCCUUGUACACGGCACCGAGUCUUUCUGGCUACGCUUAUUGUCACCGCCAAGUAUCUGAACGACUCUUCACCCAAGAACAAGCAUUGGGCGGCGUACGCUGGAGUCUUCCAACUCGACGAGAUCAACCUCAUGGAAAAACAGCUCCUCUUCCUCCUGGACUACGAUCUGCGGUUCUCAGAAGAAGACGCAUGCACCCACUUUGCGCCCUUCAUGGCUGCCUCAUCUACAAUCGUCGACGCCAAGGCUCGCGCGAGCGCCGUGGAUAAAGUUUCUCGGGCCAGCAAAGUUCGCGCACAGGCUCAAGUUGCUGCUCUUCCUACGCCUGCCUCGGAAGUUCCUCUACCUGCGCCUACCCCUAGUUCUGGAAAGCCAACGAUCAGUACCGUCAAGCUGUCCACCAACUCCAAUUUACGGCCGCCUUCGCUUGUUCACAGCUCUCAUAGCAGCCUCAGCAGCCGAAGUUCUGGUGCUGGAUCUCUCAUCGACGACUCUGGAUCCUCUUCCUCCUCGUCUGGUUGGCUCAGCAGCGAGGAUGAGUGCUCUGACGUGGAAACUGUUGAUACUGAAUACGAAGUCGGUUCGGUUCACUUUGAAGAGCAACAAGGUAUCAAACCUUUUGUCGUGGCUCGCCCCAUCCCCCGAUAUGGAUCAAAGAACCAUACGUAUCAGCAAAUUUCGGAGUGCCGUCUGCGCAAGCCAUCUGACACGGGAUCCGUUAUGACCGUCACAAACUCUCCAGCAACUAACAGGGGAACUCGAUCUAAACGGGCUACCUCUAUCUCUGGUGUUCUCGGCGAGCGCAAGUCCUUCGCAAGCUUGACGACAAGUACCACGCUCCCCAGUCUUCCUCGAGGCACGUCUGGAGGGUUCCUUAGUCGCAUGUGGGGCGCUGCAAAGGGACAAGAAAGCAAGGCGCACCCCGCCGACGCCGCCUUGUCGGGACAAACUCACGGACAUGUGCAGAGCACGUUUCGCCGACUUGUGACUUCUAAUUCUCGCCCGAGAAUUUUCGCAUCGGCAAACCAGAUCAUUGAUGUUUAG